This is a messenger RNA of Lobosporangium transversale, 2212 nucleotides long. RefSeq lists its product as hypothetical. Gene Ontology annotation, molecular function: peptide-O-fucosyltransferase activity. Bases 131 to 2209 code for a protein of 692 amino acids. Gene Ontology annotation, biological process: protein O-linked glycosylation via fucose. The record is from RefSeq and is a predicted model, not a curated record. The transcript has a single exon. NCBI's taxonomy places the organism in Eukaryota, Fungi, Mortierellomycota, Mortierellomycetes, Mortierellales, Mortierellaceae.
CUUUCUCUUCCUCUUAUUCUCCCUAUCUCUCUCUCUCUCUCCUCACCUUGUCUCGACUUAUUUCACCCAACAACUCCUCCCUCUCCUCCUUAAUUACUUCUCUCUAUCUCACACGAUCACAUUAAUCUGGAUGCUGCGACCACCAAGAUUGCUCACGGUGCUGCUUGCCUGCUGCAUCUUUCUCUUCAUAGGGGUUAUCCUCUCUUCAUCAGCUCCUUCUCCUUCUCCUUCUCCUUCUUACCUUCCCUCUUCAUAUACCCCUCGUCGUCCUACCUCCCUCAGAACCAGAGUCAAUACUUAUUAUCAUACCAAGAAUGAUCAAAACUCUCUUUCUUCCCCUUCCUCUCCUGGACAAGAGGAUCUGCAAUCAUCAUCCAGUGACAACGUUCAGAGGCAAAUUUCGUCAAACAAAGUGACUCGUCAACUGCGAUCUACCAAAAAAUCAAUCACUAAGCCCACAUCCUUGCCCGCCAAAAACCCUGUAACCUCUCCUGCUAAAGGUGAUCAUCAACAACAACAACAACAACAACAACAACAAGAUCAUUAUGGCUCAAAACGAGUUCAGGAGAAUGAGACUCGAUAUUUGAUGUAUAUUCCUUACGCAGGUAUAACGAACCAGUUAAUCUCAAUUUGGCAUGGUUCUUUGAUCGCCAAGGCUCUGAACCGGACCUUGCUUAUCCCCAACCUGAGCCCGAACGUACAUGUGGAGAUCAGUGGUGACGAACAAACUGAGCCGGCACCAAGCAGAUGGUCUGAAUUCUUCGAUCUCGAGUAUUAUUCUGAGAAGACUGGCCUGAAGCUUGAAGAGCUGGAUACCUUCUUGGCCAAGAGAGGGAUUGUGGAGCGAUCGAGUGUUCCAGAAGACAUAUUCAGUAUCAACAACGACAAAAAUAAUGACAACAUUAAUAAGAAUGGCAGUGGCAGACGAAUGAAGCGAUCCCUCAGCAUUCACCAGGAUAAGGGCUUUAAAGAAAGGGACAGGAAGAGAAAGGUGAACAAGAGAUGGAUUCAGUUGGGUUCACCUAUCGUGUCAUCUUCUUCUACAUCUUCAUCCCCAUCCUUAUUUUCAUCCUCCUCAUCCACUUCCACGUCGACUUCGACGGAUACCCUUACUUUAAACUACCGAACCAAUCUCUCUCCCUCUUCAGCAGCCAAAAAAGUUCCAGUCUUUCGGCCAGUCAAAUUCCCCGCAGUCCAGAAAUGCUUCAGUGAGGCUGGGUAUGGCGCAGAUCAUCGGAUCGACAUGACCGGCCGCCAAUUCCAGCAGAGAUAUAAUAUUGAUCCACAGCUAAUUCCGACUCCCUAUCUCGAUCCCGAGAAUGACAAUAAGACUAUUUGGUCCCGUUGGCGCAUGGAUAAGGUCAUAGAGCGGUAUCAACAGCCGGAAUAUAAUCAGCAGGAGAUCUUGUGUCUGGGACAUGUCUACAGACUCUUACCCGGAGGAGUGAAUCGUGCCUGGGUUGAGUUCGGCCAGCACUUUCGAUACACAGAGAAGGUGGAACAUUUCAUUGAUGAGAUCUUGGAAAAACUUUUACCCAGAGAUCAAACAGAGGAGCAAGCAGGCAAUGUUGAGUCCGUUCAGCAAGAUAGAGGUUUCAAAGACCAAGAUACCGAGGUCCAUGCUGAGAUCCAUGCUUCCAGUCCACAACCUUUUAUUGGCGUCCAUUUGCGUCGAGGAGACUUUUAUCACUACUGUCUCGGUAUCACAUCCCCUGCAGAUCCUAACGGCUGGAACCGAUGCUACCCUUCCACAGACCACAUCAUUUCGCUCGUCAACUCCUUUGAUUUCAGAUCUUCAUCUUCCAGAUCACUUUCUGACUAUUCUACCUCAAUAGUGCCCUCGUAUGAUGAGAAUAUUAACCCCGCUCUUGUUAAACGCCAGCAACACCUUUCGGAGUCUGUUAUAGACAACGAUAACAAUAGCAAUAACAGAAGCAUCAACAAACCAAAAAAGCCCCCUGUCCUCGUUCUGACUAAUGAACGUGAUCCUGCAGAACUCGCAAAGGCUGAUUCACAGGGCUGGAUCAGAGUUGAUCACGAGCGCUUGGGAACGCUAGAACGAUUUGGACGGUACGGUCCAAUCUUGAUCGAUGGAGCACUCCUCGCGAGAGCUACUCUGCUGAUCGGAGUCGAGUAUUCCACUUACUUUAGGACUGCCAGCAAGCGAGCCGAAACCUGGUAUGCUGGACAGACAUUGCUGGUUACAUAAAAG